GUUAACGUAACUUGAGUAACGUAACUUUCGUUGCGCAUUUACGCUAUUUACAGUAAUUAAUUAAUCGUUUUAUUUUGUUUAAAUAUCUAAGUGGUUUUUGUGUUUUAAAGUUUAACGUGUUGGAUGCUUACGAUGAAAAUGCCGACUUCCACGAUGAUAUGUCUUCUGGCCUUUUUCGGCUUGGCAGUGGGUCAGUACUUGCUGCAGACCAACCCUUCGCAGACCUUUUUACAAGGCUUCCCUUCAAACUUCCAGGGUGACAACCUUGGUAUCUUCCCUGCCCAAAGAUUACCCGUUAAUGGACUUGGCUACCUCAAAACGCAGAAAAUAGAAGAACUUUCUUCGAAAUACGAAUACAGUUUCAGCAAUCCACCUCCACCACUCGGUUCUGGGCAAGACCCAGCCACGCAAACAUGUGGUCUCGCACCACCUUUCUGCGCUAAAUCUCGGUAUCGCUCAAUAGAUGGCACCUGUAAUAACUUACGACGACCGACAUGGGGUAUUCCCCAAACGCCGUACGGAAGAUUAGUCAAAUUCAAAUAUGGUGACGGCGUCAGUUCGUUCCCAAGAGCUGUCAGUGGCAAAGAACUGCCUAAUGCUCGGGAGAUCAGCAACUAUCUAUUUCCUAGCAAGCAGCUAGUUGACCCGAUAUGGAAUUUAAACGCGCAGCAGUGGGGACAAAUAAUUACUCAUGACAUGUCUCUAACAGCGGGAGUCGCUCAAAGUCAUAAAGACCCAGUGUCAUGUUGCGACGACAACGGUCAACUUUCUCGCGACGCAGCUACCAACCCUCUCUGUGCCCCGAUUAUUAUACCUAGGUCAGACGUCGUGCACUCACAAGUUGGCACAGAAUGCAUGAACUUCGUGAGGACAGGCACAACCAGGGAUAGAGGAUGUACACCGCCUUACGCGCCGGCUGAACCACUCUCCACUGUAACUGCGUACAUGGACGCGUCCUUCUGCUACGGAAGUAGCGACGGACAAGCUAGACCAAUUCGUUCUUUCCUCGGAGGUCGCCUAAGAACGAUAUUAAGAGGAGGGCGGGAAUGGCCACCUCAAGAUCCCAACGUGACACUCACCUGUGAAUCUGCACGGUCACCUAAUGAACCUUGCUAUUUGGCUGGCGACAUUCGAGUGAAUCAAAAUCCUCAGCUAACAAUACUUCAGAUAAUUGUACUCCGAGAGCACAACAGGAUUGCCGAUAUCCUGUCUGCCAUUAACCCACACUGGGACGACGAGACACUCUACCAAGAAGCGCGUCGGAUUGUUAUUGCUGAACUGCAAUAUAUAAACUAUUACGAAUAUUUGCCAAUUUUCCUCGGUUAUGAAAAUAUGGUAAAGAACAAGUUAAUAUAUCCUGGUGCUCGCGGUUACGUUAAUGAUUAUAAUCCGGAAGUGGACCCAACUGUGCUAGAUGAACACGCUACUGCUGCAUUUAGACACUUCCAUACCCUGAUCCGAGGAUAUCUACAGUUAAUUUCCGAAAAUAGACAUUUGGCUGGAAUUGUACGUCUAAGUGACUGGUUUAAUAGGCCAUUGUUAGUUGAGCUCGAAAACGCCUUUGACGAUCUGACGAGAGGUCUUACAUAUCAACCUCAAGACUACAGUGAUCAAUUUUGGGACAGUGAAAUUACUCAGUUUCUCUUUAGGCGAAACAAUACUUUUGGCGGUGAUCUUCGAGCAACAGAUAUACAGCGCGGGCGUGACCACGGUCUCGGAAGUUACGUGGCAACAAGGAGUGCUUGCGGCUUACCCGUGCCGAAGACCUUCCAAGAAAUGACUGACUUUAUCCCAAAGAAGAACGUGGAAAUCCUACAACUCAUAUACGAAAACCUAGAAGAUGUGGACCUUGUCGUAGCAGGCUCCCUCGAGAUAAACGUCCCGGGUGCGCAGACAGGCCCUACUUUCCUGUGCAUCCUCACCGAGCAGUUUUACAGAACACGAGUUGGUGACCGAUUCUUCUUCGAGAACGGUGCCGAUCCGGAUAUAGCUUUUACCAAAAAUCAGCUGGCAUCGAUACGAAAAGGAUCGUCCAUAGCACGUAUAUUGUGCGACAACAGUGAUAAUAUACGUCAUAUGCAACCGAAAGCCUUCCAACAAAUAUCACACAGGAAUAAGCCCGUUCGUUGCGACAGGUUGCCGUCGAUUGACCUCAGUUUGUGGCGCGAUGUUCGUUUUUAAUACAACUGCUGUUAUACUUUUUAAGUGUAUAUCCGCUUAUCAUUUAAUCAACAGCGUUGCCAUGUUAAAAGUAUAUAAUAAAGAUAAGACAUACUAUGUAAAUAAAGUAACUAUACCAUUCAUUGAUAUCUACACCACCAAUCGAUACCCAUAGGGCACGGUUGACAGAUUUUUAAAUCAAAAUACACUUUAUUGUACACCUAAUA
Pararge aegeria (speckled wood butterfly) is the source of this 2387-nucleotide messenger RNA. RefSeq names its product peroxidase. Bases 124 to 2181 code for a protein of 685 amino acids. NCBI's taxonomy places the organism in Eukaryota, Metazoa, Arthropoda, Insecta, Lepidoptera, Nymphalidae. The transcript is spliced from 14 exons. Gene Ontology annotation, molecular function: peroxidase activity; heme binding. Gene Ontology annotation, biological process: response to oxidative stress. The record is from RefSeq and is a predicted model, not a curated record.